UCCUAGAAGGCUCCGUACUCCAUUUCUUUAAUUUAUUUUUUGUACUUCUCAAUUUUUCAGAUGUUACUUUUUCUCCUUCUCAUCUCUUUACCUUCUUCACUGACCUGACCUGACCUUUUUCUUCCCUCUCUCACUUUCUUCCAUUCUCACUGUACCCUCUCGGCCUCUCAUGAUCUACUCAUCGUUUAGCUCUUCUCAAAAAUAAAAAACUCAUCGUUUAGUUCUUUGUUUCCUCUCAGGAGCACUGAAAUUUCUAGGAAGUGGAAGUACUCAGAAAAAUAUAAUAAAACAGACCAGUGGAAAUUUCUUGUAAUAUUUCCUAAAAGGAGCACUGAAAUUUCAUCACUUUCAAAAUUCUAGGUCCUCUCCAAAUUCUCUCCCUAUUCUUCUCUCUCUUCAUUUGCAAAUUUCAGAUUGGAUUCGACGCUUUUUCAAAACUACGCAAGUCUGGUUGGGGAUCAAAUCUAUUUUUCUAAUGGCUUUAUUGGACAUGAAGACGGACUCGUCAUCUUUCCCAAGUUCUUCUUCAGCUGCUGUCCGAUGGAAUUAUGACGUCUUUCUCAGUUUCAGAGGCAAGGACACCCGCUACAAUUUUGUGGGUCAUCUUUAUGAAGCUUUGAUACAAAAAGGCAUUCACAUUUUUAAAGACGAUAUAAACCUUGACAGAGGAAGACCCAUCUUACCAGAGCUGUUGAAAGCAAUAGGGGAGUCGAGAUUUGCUAUUGUCAUUAUCUCAGAAGACUACGCAUCUUCAGAUUCGUGUUUAGUUGAACUUGCACACAUCAUUCACUGCAAGAAAGAGAUGGGAAUGACAAUUCUGCCUGUUUUUCACCAUGUGGAUCCAUCCAAUAUACGGAAACAACUGGGAACUUUUGAGCAGGCAUUUAUUGAACAUGAAAAAAAGGAGAACAAAGAGACGGUGGAGAAAUGGAGAGAUGCUUUGAGAGAAGUGGGCAGCCUGAGCGGAUGGCAUUUAAAGGAAUAUUGCUCUGAGAUAGAAAACAUCAAAGACAUCGUGGGAUGUAUAUCGCUUCACUUGAAAUAUGAUGCAUUACCAUACAUUGCCAAGGACCUAGUAGGAAUAAACUCUCGAAUGGAGGAAUUUGAGUCGCAUUUAGCUUUAGGGUCAAACGAUGUUCGCUUUAUAGGGAUUUGGGGGAUGGGGGGAAUGGGCAAGACAACUCUUGCUAGAGUUGUUUAUUAUAUGGUUUCUAUUAAAUUUGAAGCUUGUAGUUUUAUUGAGGAUGUUAGGGAAAGAUCUGAAAGAGAUGGUUUAGUUACACUACAACAGGAUCUUAUUUCUGAUAUUUUGAAGGGAACAGAUUUGAAAAUUAGAGAUAAGUAUGAUGGAGUUAUCAAUAUCAGGAAUAGGUUACGUUGUAAAAGGAUUCUUCUUGUCCUUGAUGAUGUAGAUAAAUUGGACCAGUUGAAAUUCUUAGUUGGGGAGCAUGAUUGGUUUGGUCCGGGCAGUAGAAUUAUCAUAACAACAAGAGAUGAGCAUGUGUUGAAAACACAUGAAGUAAAUGAAAUAUAUGAAGUUGAUGGAUUGAAUGAUGAACAUGCUCUUCGACUAUUUUCAUCAAAAGCCUUUAAAGGCAAACAUGUCCCAAAUGAUUAUUUAGAGCUGUCUAAACAUUUUUUGAAUUAUGCUAGGGGCCUUCCAUUAGCUCUUGAGGUUUUAGGUUCAUUUUUGAAUGGAAAAAGUAUUGCUGAAUGGAAAAGUGCAUUAGAGAGGCUCAAAGAUUUUCCUGAGAGAAUCAUUCUCCAAGCACUUAAAAUAAGUUUCGAUGGACUCCGUGAUGCAGAGAAGGAAAUAUUCCUGCAUAUUGCAUGCUUCCUUAACCACAAGGAGAAAGAUCAUGUAUUAGAAGUACUGGAUAGUCUUGGCCUUCAUCCUGUCAUUGGAUUGAAGGAACUCAUUGAUAAAUCCCUCUUGAAAAUUACGUAUAUGCAUAUAGUGUGGAUGCAUGAUUUACUAGAAGAAAUGGGGAAGGACAUAGUUCGUAACGAGUGCCUUAAUGAUCCUGGAAAGCGUAGUAGAUUGUGGUGUUAUAAGGACAUUGAAAGCGUGUUGAAAAAAAAUAAGGGAAUGAAAGCAGUUCAAGCCAUGCAUAUUUUGUGUAAUUAUGAUAAAGAUGAACAUGAAGUAAAAGAGACAUGUUGGAGCCCUGAGGCCAUUUCGCAAAUGUACAAUCUUAAAUUUCUUAGAAUUUAUGGUAUUUUCCAGGAUCCUCAACAUCUUCCAAAUUCUUUAAGAGUUCUCUGUUGGAGUUAUUAUCCUUCAAAUUCUCUACCGUCAACUUUCCAGCCAGAUGAGCUUGUUAUGCUUUGUUUGCCACAUAGCAGAAAUGAACAACUUUGCAUAGGAAUAAAGAAUUUUGACAAGUUGAAGAUCAUCGACUUGUCUUCGUCGGGCUUCAUUAUAUCCCCAGACUUCACUGGAGUCCCAAAUCUUGAGAAAUUAAAUCUUUCAUCUUGUCAAAAAUUACGUGAGCUUCACCCAUCCGUUGGAAUUCUUAAAAAGCUUGUUCAUUUUGAUCUAAAGUUUUGCGAAAAUCUUGUGUGUCUUCCUAACACCAUUUGUAGUUUGAAUUCACUUGAACGGCUUGAUCUUUGUGGAUGCUCAAAUUUUGACAACUUGCCGGAGAACCUAGGGAAUCUCAAAGGUCUCAAGAUGCUUUAUUUGAGUGGAACAGCUAUAAAAGAGCUGCCUUCAUCAAUUGAUGGUUUGACAACCCUUACUUCGUUGACUCUUAACGAUUGUAAGAAUCUUGUGUGUCUUCCUAGCACCAUUUGUAGUUUGAAAUUGCUAGAACGUCUUGAUCUUUCUAGAUGCUCAAAUUUUGACAACUUGCCGGAGAACCUAGGGAAUCUCAAAGGUCUCGAGGAGCUUUAUUUGAGUGGAACAGCUAUAAAAGAGCUGCCUUCAUCAAUUGAUGGUUUGACAACCCUUACUUCGUUGACUCUUAACGAUUGUAAGAAUCUUGUGUGUCUUCCUAGCAGUUUGAAUUCACUUGAAAGGCUUGAUUUUUGUGGGCGCUCAAAUUUUGACAACUUGCCGGAGAACCUAGGAAAUCUCAAAGGUCUCAAGAACCUUCACUUGAGUGGAACAGCUAUAAAAGAGUUGCCUUCAUCAAUUGAUGGUUUGACAACCCUUACUUCAUUGACUCUUAACGAUUGUAAGAAUCUUGUGUGCCUUCCUAGCACCAUUUGUAGUUUGAAAUUGCUAGAAUGUCUUGAUCUUUAUGGAUGCUCAAAUUUUGACAACUUGCCGGAGAACCUAGGGAAUCUCAAAGGUCUCGAGGAGCUUUAUUUGAGUGGAACAGCUAUAAAAGAGCUGCCUUCAUCAAUUGAUGGUUUGACAGCCCUUACUUUAUUGAGUCUCAAAGAUUGUGAGAAUCUUGUGUGUCUUCCUAGCACCAUUUGUAGUUUGAAAUUGCUAGAACGUCUUGAUCUUUCUAGAUGCUCAAAUUUUGACAACUUGCCGGAGAACCUAGGGAAUCUCAAAGGUCUCAAGAUGCUUUAUUUGAGUGGAACAGCUAUAAAAGAGCUGCCUUCAUCAAUUGAUGGUUUGACAACCCUUACUUCGUUGACUCUUAACGAUUGUAAGAAUCUUGUGUGUCUUCCUAGCACCAUUUGUAGUUUGAAAUUGCUAGAACGUCUUGAUCUUUCUAGAUGCUCAAAUUUUGACAACUUGCCGGAGAACCUAGGGAAUCUCAAAGGUCUCAAGGAGCUUAAUUUGAGUGGAACAUCUAUAAAAGAGCUGCCUUCAUCAAUUGAUGGUUUGACAGCCCUUACAUCAUUGACUCUCCAAGAUUGUGAGAAUCUUGUGUGCCUUCCUAGCACCAUUUGUAGUUUGAAAUUGCUAGAAUGUCUUGAUCUUUAUGGGUGCUCAAAUUUUGACAACUUGCCGGAGAACCUAGGGAAUCUCAAAGGUCUCAAGAACCUUCACUUGAGUGGAACAGCUAUAAAAGAGUUGCCUUCAUCAAUUGAUGGUUUGACAACCCUUACUUCAUUGACUCUUAACGAUUGUAAGAAUCUUGUGUGUCUUCCUAGCAUCAUUUGUAGUUUGAAUUCACUUGAAAGGCUUGAUCUUUAUGGGUGCUCAAAUUUUGACAACUUGCCGGAGAACCUAGGAAAUCUCAAAGGUCUCAAGAACCUUCACUUGAGUGGAACAGCUAUAAAAGAAUUGCCUUCAUCAAUUGAUGGUUUGACAACCCUUACUUCAUUGACUCUUAACGAUUGUAAGAAUCUUGUGUGUCUUCCUAGCACCAUUUGUAGUUUGAAUUCACUUGAAAGGCUUGAUCUUUGUGGGUGCUCAAAUUUUGACAACUUGCUGGAGAACCUAGGAAAUCUCAAUGGUCUCAAGAACCUUCACUUGAGUGGAACAGCUAUAAAAGAGUUGCCUUCAUCAAUUGAUGGUUUGACAACCCUUACUUCAUUGACUCUUUGGAGUUGCAGAAAUCUUGUGUGUCUUCCUAACACCAUUUGUUGUUUGAUAUCGCUUGAAUGUCUUGAGAUUUCUGGGUGCUCAAGUUUUGAAUACUUGCCAGAGAAUCUAGGGAAUGUCAAAGGCCUAAAGAAGCUUGGUUUGAGUGGAUCAGCUAUAAAGGAGUUGCCUUCAUCAAUUGAACGUUUGAUGCACCUUACUUCAUUGAAUUUGCUUGAUUGCUUUAAUCUUGGGUGUCUUCCUAACACAACUUGUGGUUUUAAGUUCCAUGGCACUCUUGAUCUUUCUACAUGCUCAAGAUUCAAAAACUUGCCAGAGAUGCCAUGGAUAAUCGAAGGUCUAUUGAUGCUUGAUUUGAGUAAUACAGUUAUAGAAGAGAUGCCUUCAUCAAUUGGCCGUUUGACUGACCUUACUGCAUUGACUCUAAGAUUUUGCAUGAAUCUUGUGCGCCUUCCUAGCACCAUUUGUAGUUGGAAAUCGCUUGAAUCUCUUGAUCUUUUAGGAUGUUUAAAAUUCAAAAACUUGCCAAAGAACAUAGGAAAUAUGAAAGAUUUGGAGGUGCUCAAUUUGUGUUGGACAUCCAUAAUAGAGUUUCCUUCUUCCAUUGUUCUCCUUAAAAAUCUCAAACAUCUAUAUAUUCGUGGAUGGAAAUUAUCUGAAUUUUAUUCCCAGUCAGCAAGUCUUGAGUUGAUGGACCCAUUAUGGAAUUUACCAUUUUCCCAGCCAACGAGUCCUCAGGAGUGCAUAGGAUUGCCGUCAUUUUUAUAUUCUUCCCUGCCAACAAGUCCUGUUUUAGUGGGCUUAUUAUUGCCUUCCUUAUCGGGUCUGCAUUCUUUAACAUAUUUGUGUAUUAAUGAUUGCGAUCUUUUGUCAAUCCCCGAUGACAUUGGCUGCCUGUCAUCUUUAGAAUGCUUAAACCUAAGUGGAAAUAAUUUUGUUUCCCUUCCUGAAAGCAUGUCCCAACUCUUUAAUCUUCGAAGACUCUAUUUGGAGGGUUGCAAGAGGCUUCAAUCAUUGGGAAAUGUUCUGUCAACUAUUGAUUCUGUAAUUGCAAACGAUUGUAGCUCACUGGAGAGAUUGCCAGAACUACAAUUUUAUCCUUUUAUGUCAAAUCACUCCCUUUUCCAAUGUUUCAACUGCUUCAAAUUGGUUGACUAUAUUCAAAAUGGCAGUAACAUGCUUCAGGGACUACCAAAUAUUGUUAUUCCUGGAGGUGAAAUUCCAAAAUGGUUUAGCAAUGAGUUUCAGGGUGAUAACAUACAAUUGUCUUUUCCUGGGUGUGAUGAGCUAAUGGGAAUUGUGUUGUGUGUUGUUUUUGUACCCAAUGGGUCACAUCAAUAUCAUAGAAAUUGGAAUUUUACAUGUAUUUUUCAGCUCAAUGGACUUAAGAUUGCAGAUUUCUCACAAUCUUAUUAUUUUACGACAAAAUAUGGUAGAAUUGAAUCUCCUCAUAUUUGGCUGCUAUAUUUGUCCACUCACCGUUCCGUCUCCAAUUGGGGCAAAAUAUGUAGUCGCAUUGAUGCCAAUGGAUUCCGUCAACUCAAGAUUCAAAUAUUUGCAGAGGUGGUGGAGAAAAUUGGGGUUCAGUUGGUAUACAAGCAAGACAUGGAAGAUCCCAAUCAAACCAUGGCACAGUGCAUCAGCAACAACAGCACACUGUAUGAGGAUUUUGGCGUAGUACAUCAUGAUAUUGACAAUUCACCCAUAGAAAGUAGCAGAAAUAAGCAAAGCCGUGAUGUGGAUGAUGGGGCUGGACCUAGUGGAGAAGGCUACUCUAAUGAGGAACCACAGCCAAAGUGGAUUCAAGGGGAAAUUUUCGACUACUUUGCCAUGGAAGGAGGGGAUCAAAUAUCCAAGAAGCUUGAAUCCAUUCACGGAGGGAAGGAGGAUAUUUACCAAGACAUUGAAGAUCCCAAUCAAACUUUGACACAGUUAAGCAUUAACAGCAGGAAGCUCUAUGAGGAACUGGGUGAUCUCAGCCAUGAUUCUUACAAUUCAGCUGCAGAAGGUAGCAGAAUUAAGCGAAGACUUGAUGAGGAAGAUGGGGCUGGACCUAGCGGAGAAGGCUACUCUAACAAUGAACCACAUCCAAAGACUCGGAGGAUGUAUGGCUGAUAUUAGGAAUUUUCGACUUCUUUGCCUUUCUUUCAUCAGGUUUGAAUAAUACAGAUUUUUUUCUUUACUUGUUGGGGAACUUUUUUAUAAUGGAAGGAGAGUGCUACUAUAAUGAGGAUCCACAGCCAAAGAGCAUUCAAAACUCAAAGGAUUAAUAGCUGAUUUUGAAGAAUCUAAUGAAAAUGACCUGGAAGGCUAAACGUUUGCUGUUCAUUACCUACAUCUGAGAAGCUUGAAGCCUUUGCCAAAGUGGAUAGUUAGAAGAGCGUCAACGUAGAAGUAUUAGCCAAGUAGCUAUGCUCCUCUCACACUCACCUUGGGCUCUUGCGAAAGUGGUCAAGGACCCAAAAUGAUAUAAAUCCUUCAUAUCAACCCCUUCUUGUUAACACAAAGUUACUAUCAAAUGGGUUGGAGAAGUAUAAUGGAAGCUAGAAAGGUUGCACAGUUGAGCUACUGUUGGAUGAUAGUGAUGGAAGACAGGUUAACAUCUGGGAAGAUAGGCAGCUGCUAACACCAAGUACAUCCAGGGUGGUUUUACUAACAAAUCCUCAAUCUGCAGCAAACUAUGUGUGUGACGUGCUGGAUGGUAAUGCAAAGACUUGCAGAAGGAUUGUUAUGUACAGUUUGUUCAUGCCACAAGAAUCUGCUGUCAUUUAAAGCAUUCCGUGAAAUUCUCAACAUUUUGAUUACAGUAUCUUUUGGGUGGGCGCAAAAAUUGGAGAUUUUCCAAUAUGGAGUGCAUAUGAUUUGUCAGACCACGAGGCAGUGUCAGGUUUAGAAGAGGCUUCAAACAAUCACAGCUCACCAAUUAUGGGGAAGAAACUGUGGAAGGCUCGGGUUCCUAACAAGAUUGUUUUUCAUGGCCUGCUCUUUGGUUUAUCUUACCCACAAAGCCUCAUCUAUUUUCCAAAUGCAUCAUCUCGUUGGUAAUUUGUGAGCAGUGUAAUGAAGUUCCUGAAACCAGUUUACAUGCUUUGUGGUCUUGCCCAGACGCCAAAGGUAUGGCAAUUACUUGAAGGCAUAAACUUUAUCCCACGCUAACCUAUAACUGGACUGAUCUAUUCUACUGGAUGCUGCACCACAAGAAUACUUUGUCACUGAAACUAUUUCCCACUCUGUCAUGGAAAUUAUGGCGCACAAAAAUGUAGAAAGAUUUGGGGAACCAGGAGUACAGAAAUCCACUUGGUAUAUAUGGGUAUGGAGAUGCAUGAACACUACUUGGCUGCAAAAUUUCGUCUGAGAUACUGCAGAAAAUACAUAUCCUAAUAUGGAAGCCCCCACAGUUACCUUACUCCAAGGUAAAUGUUGCAGUGAUUAGAGAUUUCAAUGUAAAUUUUGUUGCAGCUAAGGUUGAGGCGAUUGUGAGCCAAUGCUGGCUGGAGGCUCAUUUUGCAGGAUUCUGGCAUGUCCUACAAUUUUUUAACCAGCAGGGAAUUCAAGAGUUUCAACUUGAGAGCCACUUUAGUAUUGCCAAAUUGCCAUUGCUGCUUCUAACAUAUAUUCCCUGCCGCAACACAACCCCCCCCCCCCCCCCCCCACACAAAAAAAAAAAGUGACCUGAAAUGCUCUGUUCAACAAAGAAACUAGCAAUAUCUAAUUUCAGAUGCUGCGAGUUUAAUUUUGUGGACAAAAGUUGUAAUAAUGCUCCUCUAGUUUUAGCAGAUCUUGGAUGUAAAAAUUGCGCCACUGAGAUUUGGCUACUUGAUAAUUUUGUGAAAUGCAAAGUGAAUCCUGCCGCUUUUAUUUAAAA
This is a messenger RNA of Quercus robur (English oak), 8315 nucleotides long. Its product is annotated as TMV resistance protein N-like. The coding region runs from base 476 to 6565 and encodes 2029 amino acids. The record is from RefSeq and is a predicted model, not a curated record. NCBI's taxonomy places the organism in Eukaryota, Viridiplantae, Streptophyta, Magnoliopsida, Fagales, Fagaceae. Gene Ontology annotation, biological process: signal transduction; defense response. Gene Ontology annotation, molecular function: ADP binding; protein binding. The transcript has 16 exons.